Helianthus annuus (common sunflower) is the source of this 1110-nucleotide messenger RNA. RefSeq names its product G-type lectin S-receptor-like serine/threonine-protein kinase At1g61480. The record is from RefSeq and is a predicted model, not a curated record. Gene Ontology annotation, molecular function: ATP binding; protein kinase activity. The coding region runs from base 1 to 1110 and encodes 369 amino acids. The transcript is spliced from 8 exons. Gene Ontology annotation, biological process: protein phosphorylation. NCBI's taxonomy places the organism in Eukaryota, Viridiplantae, Streptophyta, Magnoliopsida, Asterales, Asteraceae.
AUGGCAGCUGGAAGUACAAGUUUAAAAUCCCUGGAUCGAUACCUCUACACUGUUGGAGGUGAAGACCGAAUAGUACACCGGUUUGAUUUUAAUACAAUCAUUUAUGCAACAGAUAACUUCUCUGAAGCUAAUAGGAUUUUGCCGAGAUAUGGGGUCACCAUGUACAAAGGACGGCUACAAAAUGGACAGGAUAUAACAAUCACUCAAUAUUCAAAAGCCUUCACAUAUAAACAGUGUAUGAAUGAAGCAUCAAUACUUGUAAAGGUUGAACAUCAAAAUUUGAUGCAGUUGCUUGGAUAUUGCAUUCACGGAACAAAAGUGUACCUCAUCUAUGACUUUGCACUUAAUGCAACUCUGGCUGACAUGAUUUAUGAUCCCAUGUGUAAUCUUUUGGACUGGGAUAAACGAUACAAAAUACUCCUAGGUGUAGCCAGGGCACUUGCAGGGGCGGACCUAUUCCGCCACUGGGCACUUGUAUAUCUUCACAGGCAUGCUCCCAUUCGGAUCAUACAUCUUGAUGUACAACCCGCAAACAUUCUUAUAGAUGAAAGUUAUAACCCCAGGCUGUCAGGUUUUGAGGUAGCAGUGACAACCAGUGAGACAGAUUGCGUUUCUCUUGAUAAUGUCUUUGGGACUGUGGGAUACAUUGCACCUGAAUAUCAUAUGACAUUACGUUGCUCAACUAAGGCAGAUGUCUAUAGUUUUGGUAUGUUGGUUUUCGAAACUAUAACCGGGAAAAGCAUUUGGAAUUUAUCACCCCUUCGUCCUGUAGAAUAUGUCCACAAAAAUUGGUUGGAAGGGACAUUGUCAGAUAUAAUUGAUCCCCAAAUUGAUGUUGAUCCAGUUUCGAUGACAAAAUUCGCGGAGAUUGGGUUGUUGUGUGUUCAAAGAUUAGCAGCGGAUAGGCCAACAAUGGAGGAGGUUAUUGGCAUGUUGCUUGGCACCUCCCCUUUAACUCGCAAACUUGCACGUAUUAUCGUUAAAUGGCGUAAAAGCCCUAAAUGGCCAAUAUUAGGCAUUCCCGAGACAGACCUGGGGUCUACAUCUCUUUCCGGGAAGAAGAAGAAGAAGAAGAAGAAGAAGAAGAAGAAGAAAUAUCAAUCAAUUUGA